Messenger RNA from Cladophialophora psammophila CBS 110553, 1623 nucleotides. RefSeq lists its product as uncharacterized. Bases 1 to 1623 code for a protein of 540 amino acids. NCBI's taxonomy places the organism in Eukaryota, Fungi, Ascomycota, Eurotiomycetes, Chaetothyriales, Herpotrichiellaceae. The record is from RefSeq and is a predicted model, not a curated record. The transcript has 4 exons.
AUGGAUAUCCUUCGCAAGCAAUACAUGGAGUUGAAGAAGGCCGAUGAAGCCCGCAAUAAUCUUAUCGAGACUUUGUUCAGAAAAAUUGACAAUAUGCAAAAGACAAUGGACAGAAACGCGUUCAUCAUGGUCCUGAUAGACGGCGACAACAUGUAUUUUUUAAAUGAGCUGGUUCGAAAAGGUAUGGCCGGCGGCGACGAAGCUGCCAAACUACUUAGACGGGCUGUUUUCGAAUAUCUGCGCUACGACAACGAUAUUAAGCACGAUGAUAAGAUCGUAAUUCGCGUGUACGCAAACUUGAGAGGCUUAAGCAAGCUUUAUUCCGACAUGUCUAUUCUGCACACCAUAACUGCAUUCAGUCAGUUUGUCCUCGGAUUCAACAAGGCACAUCCACUGUGUGACUUCAUUGACGCUGGGAAUCAUAAAGAAGCCGCCGAUUCCAAAUUGAAGGAGAAUCUCAGUCUCAACAUUUAUAAUGUUCACUGCAAACGUGUCCUCUUCGGCGGGUCGAGCGAUAACGCCUACGCAUCCUUCCUGGGCUCGUUCUUGAUCGACACAGAUGUCUCGUCACGAAUCACGCUGAUCCAAGGGCUACCUUUCUCGCCCGAAUUCGGAAACAUUCGAACAAAAUUGAAAUGUACUGAAUUUCCCGAUGUGUUCAGGAAUGCACCUCUGUCCAGUGAACGCCGACUUCCACGCGAACUAGAGCAAUGGAGAACCUCGGCUGAAAGGACCAAUGGAGAUCUAUACGCUACUGACCUAUCUACCAACGAAAACGUUAUACCGGUUUUCGAGUACCCCUACCGCGAUGAAGAUGGCAUCGACGUGUCAGAUACCCUAUCGCGGAAUCCAUCGGUCUCCUUCACCCCAUCCUCCAGUCAGAUUGCGCUACCGGGAGAAAGGGUAGCUCACACGGCAGAUGAUAUAGAAGCCGCGUUAAUCAAAUGCACCAACGAACGCCUCCGAGAAUCACCCAGAGCGCUUGACUUUGGCGUUGUCAAGAAAAGAGUGGAACAAGCCCUCGGGUUGCCAUCUGAUUUGUGGGCAAGUGAUGAGUGGUUUCUCAAAAGCAAGAGCAUUAUCAAGCGGGCCGUGGAAAACUGGGUAGAGCGAACAGGUAACCCGCCGCCACUGAAUGCUACUUGGAUGUUGGCACGUCCGCCUCCUAGACAAGGGCUACUGCCGUCCAACAUAGAAGGUUUGUCAUCGAACACUGUGGCGUACGCCGACCAGCCACCAAUCCCCCAGCUGGGCGCCGUCUAUCAGAACGCCGAAGGUCGCCGCAUCGACGUCCCCGUCCAAUUGGAAGCAGACCCAGCUCUCUUGAGCAAGCUCCGAGAACGACAGCCGCGUCUCUGCAACGCUCACUAUCUCCUCGCUAGCGGCUGCACAAACGAAACAUGCUCCUACGACCACACUGCGACCUUGACCGACGACGAAACGAGGGCUCUCCUGUACCUCUCCCGCUGCCAGUUGUGCCCGCAGGGAUCGUGGUGCACGUCCAAAACCUGCGUCAAGGGCCAUAUCUGCCCGAACGGGAGGAAAUGCAAACAUGGCAGCAAUUGCCGUUUCGCGCCCGUUCACUACAUUGACACCACAAUUACGAAUACAUUGGCGAUGUAA